Molecule: messenger RNA, 3509 nt
Organism: Cynocephalus volans (Philippine flying lemur)
Lineage: Eukaryota; Metazoa; Chordata; Mammalia; Dermoptera; Cynocephalidae
Gene: UNC5CL
Product: unc-5 family C-terminal like
Exons: 10
Coding region: 321-1877 (518 amino acids)
Biological process (GO): positive regulation of JNK cascade; positive regulation of canonical NF-kappaB signal transduction; netrin-activated signaling pathway
Cellular component (GO): membrane
Molecular function (GO): protein binding; netrin receptor activity
Source: RefSeq, a predicted model, not a curated record
GGACACUAUUAGGGAGGGGUUUCAAGGUGCAGCACCUGUACCCAGGCUGUCUCCUUCCUCUCCUCCCGUCCACACCUAGACUGGGCAGCUGGGAGGUAGGACUCCUCCGGGAAGUGCCAGGCCACUCCUGCCUGAUUCCCCGCCCACUUCCACUUGUCUGCUGGCCUGGCGACUGGGUCCAGCUGACCUCUCUGUUUCUCAGAGAAAAAACUAUUGUUACUAGAGAACCCAGAAACAUUUGAGAGCCCCCGACGGUAAGGCCCUUGUCCUUGGCUGGCACAGGGGUGCAGGAGAGCUGGCAGCAGUGAGUGACCAGGCUGAUGUGCCCCCAGGAAAGUUCCUUCCAACCUUCCCAGUUCAUACUGCUGGUGGGGGUUCUGGUGGCAAGUGCCCUCCUUCUGGCUCAGUGCCUUCGAUGGCACUGUCCUCGAUGGCUGGUGGGGGCCUGCCGGAAGCCAGAUGGCCAAGAGGAGCCAGUGUCCCAGCCCACCCGCCUACCAGAAAAUGAGGCCCCAAGUCAGUGCCCACCAGCCACACUGCCGGAGAUGGCUGCCUUCUACCAGGAGCUGCACACACCCACCCAAGGCCAGACCAUCAUCCGCCAGCUGAUGCACAAACUCUUGGUGUUUUCUGCUCGAGAGGUGGAUCACCGCGGUGGCUGCCUGAUUCUCCAGGAUAUGGGCAUCUCCCUGCUCAUUCCACCAGGUGCUGUGGCUGUGGGCCGCCAGGAGCGGGUGUCACUGAUCCUGGUGUGGGACCUAUCGGAUGCCCCGUCACUGUCCCGAAGCCAGGGGCUGGUAAGCCCUGUGGUGGCAUGUGGCCCCCACGGGGCCUCAUUCCUGAAGCCUUGCACCCUCACCUUCAAACACUGUGCCCAGCAGCCCAGCCAUGCCCGCACCUAUAGCAGCAACACGACCCUGCUCGAUGCCAAGGCCUGGAGGCCCCUGGGGCGGCCAGGGGCUCAUGCCUCCCGGGAUGAGUGUCGCAUCCACCUCUCCCACUUCAGCCUCUACACCUGUGUGCUGGAGGUGCCAGCAGGGCGGGCAGCCCGCAAGUGGCUGCAGCUGGCCGUGUUCUGUUCCCCGCUGGUGCCAGGGCAGUCUCACCUGCAGCUACGCAUCUACUUCCUCAACAACACGCCCUGUGCCCUGCAGUGGGCUGUGACCAAUGAGCAGCCCCAUGGUGGGCGCCUGCGUGGGCCCUGCCAGCUCUUCGACUUCACUGAGGCCAGAGGGGACCAGUGCCUGAAGCUCAUGUACAUCUCUGAGGGCUGGGAGAACGUGGAUGACAGCAGUUGUCAGCUGGUUCCCCAUCUCCACAUCUGGCAUGGAAAGUGCCCCUUCCGCUCCUUCUGCUUCCGGAGAAAAGCAGCCAAUGAGAACGAGGACUGCUCGGCACUAGCCAAUGAGAUCAUUGUCACCAUGCACACCUUCCAGGACGGCUUGGAGACCAAGUACAUGGAAAUCCUAAGAUUCCAGACGUCAGCGGAGGAAUCCUGGACAGCACCACCCCCUGUCUCCCAGCCGCCCCCAUGCAAUAGGCUGCCCCCAGAGCUCUUUGAGCAGCUACAGAUGUUGUUGGAGCCAAACAGCAUCACGGGCAAUGACUGGCGCCGACUGGCCUCACACCUGGGGCUCUGUGGCAUGAAAAUCCGGUUCAUGUCCUGCCAGCGCAGCCCUGCCGCAGCCAUCCUGGAGCUGUUUGAGGAGCAGAACGGCAGCCUGCAGGAGCUGCACUACCUCAUGACCGUCAUGGAGCGGCUGGACUGCGCCUCCGUCAUUCAGAAGUACCUGGGUGGGUCGCAGGGUGGCAGCCCAGCCCCGGGCCGCUCGGGCUCCCUGGAUAACCAAGGGCUGGAGCUGGACGAGAAACUCUGAGCGCCCUGCUAUGGCGGGGCAGGGGGAGAUGCCGGCCGGUGGAUGUGCUCCCUAAGCCUAAGAAGAACUCAGCAGCUGUCACUGGCUGUGGCCAUCACCCUCCUUGGAACACUCGGACGGUGCCUGGGGACCUUGCCAGCCUCCCCGCGUCAGGACCGCCCUUCAGGUCCAAACUAUGUCCUGCAUGCAGAACCCCUCUUGGCCAGCAGGGGGGGCGGGAGCCCAGGAGAUGGCUACAGCACGGCCAGCCUCCUGCAAGCUAUGUAACAGACCAAGUGGACUGUCAUGUUGCCCUGUGGGCACUCCCUGGGGACUGGUCAGUCUGCAAGUAUCACUUUGUAAGAUCCAGCACUGGCCUGGUACCAUGCGGAAUACUAGACUCUAUGAAAUAGGGUCUGGAGCCUUGACAAGCACACAGUUUGCUUGCGGGAGUCAAGAUGUGCUCAUCUGAGCUGAGGGCAAAGUCUACAACAGCACGUACCCUGUGGUUAGGGACCGCGGGUGUGUAAUCAGCCAUACUGUGCUGUAGGAGCUGAGACGGGAGGAGGCUGGGUGUGGGCUCGAGCAGAAGAAUGCUUCCCCGGAGGAUGUUGGGGAGAGAGGAUUUGGACUUGCAGAAUGGGUCAGAGAUCUUUAGGUGGAGGUAAGGGGGAGAAGAUAACAGAGCUCUGUAGGAUCCAAGAGUAAGCAUGGAGGGCUGGAGGCACAAGGAAUCCAAACCGGUGGCUGGGAGGUGAGGGUAGGAUGAGGGUUCAAGGGCAGAUCUAGAGAUGGGCGGUCAUACCUGGCUUUCCAGGCCUGCCUCCUUUACCUUCCUUUAUCUUUACCCUCCUGCUCAUGCCUUCAUCUUCCCCCGUCUGCCUUUAUUUCUAUCAUAGAACAUUAAAGCUGAGGAGAAACUUCAAGAUUACCAUUCUUGCCCAACCUAUUAUCUCUUUAUCUCCAACUGUUUUUUUUUUUUUUAAAGAUGACCGGUAAGGGGAUCUUAACCCUUGACUUGGUCGUGUCAGCACCACGCUCUCCCAAGUGAGCUAACUGGCCAUCCCUAUAUAGGGAUCCGAACUGGUGGCCUUGGUGUUAUCAGCACCACACUCUCCCAAGUGAGCCAUGGGCUGGCCCCCCUCAGUCUUUCUGAGUUCGUUUUUCUGUCUGUCUCCUGCAGUUGCUCCAUCUCUGAAUCUGUGUCUCAUUCUGUUAUUUUAUGUUGUAGCAUCUUUUUGUCUCUCUCUAGUUACUGUGCCCUUUGUGUGUUUCUUUCUCUCUCUGAAACCCUCAGGCAAAUGUCUCUAAACCAAUGUUAUAUAUCAAAGGCUAUUGAAAGAGACUGGGCUACCCUGGGAAUGGAUGGGUGGAGAUAUUUUCCCCAUGAAUCAAGAUCCAGCUUAUGGUCAAGAAAUAAAGGAUAGGGAUUAAGGAAUACCCCCAUUCAAUCAACAAAUAUUUACUCAGCACCUACUAUGUGUCAGACACUGCCUACCAAAGAGAUGAAUGGGCUGGGCCCUGAAAAGAGAACAAAGGAUUUGACUCAUUCUGGUAAUGCUUUUGUUUGCAAGCAGGUGGUAUUAAUUUGUUUAAGGGCAUGCAAACAAUCUCUGGUAACAGUAACAACUUGUUUCUGUAUUUAAAAAAUAU